CAUCCAGUCGGAUGGCAUAAUAGAAAUGCUACGUUUUGAUGAAGGAGACCUAUUGCAGACUGAGACAACUAUAGGCCUCAGUUCAUAUCAACAGAAGAGUGUAUCCCUAUAUCGGGGAAAUUGCCGACCUCUCCGGUUUGAGCCACCGAUGCUGGAUUUCCAUGAACAGCCAGUUGGAAUGCCAAAAAUGGAAAAAGUUUACCUACAUAACCCUAGCUCAGAAGAAACAAUUACGUUAGUAUCAAUAUCUGCUACAACAUCACAUUUUCAUGCAUCAUUCUUUCAAAAUAGGAAAAUUCUUCCAGGAGGGAAUACAUCCUUUGAUGUAGUUUUCCUCGCAAGAGUAGUGGGAAAUGUAGAGAACACUUUAUUUAUUAACACUUCUAAUCAUGGGGUAUUUACUUAUCAGGUAUUUGGCAUUGGAGUACCGAACCCCUAUCGAUUGCGCCCAUUUAUUGGGGCACGAGUUCCUGUAAAUAGCAGUUUUUCUCCUAUAAUAAAUAUACAUAACCCUCACAGUGAACCCUUGCAGGUUGUAGAAAUGUAUUCCAGUGGAGGUGAUCUCCAUUUAGAGCUUCCAACAGGCCAGCAAGGAGGUACAAGGAAGCUAUGGGAAAUACCUCCGUAUGAAACAAAAGGAGUGAUGAGAGCCAGCUUUUCUUCAAGAGAAGCAGAUAAUCAUACAGCCUUCAUUAGAAUAAAAACAAAUGCCUCAGACAGCACAGAAUUUAUCAUUCUCCCUGUUGAAGUAGAAGUUACAACAGCACCAGGAAUCUAUUCAUCAACAGAAAUGCUAGAUUUUGGUACGCUACGAACACAAGAUCUGCCAAAAAUUUUAAAUCUGCAUUUAUUAAAUUCAGGAACAAAAGAUGUGCCAAUUACAAGUGUUAGACCUACACCUCAGAACGAAGCUAUUACAGUACAUUUCAAGCCAGUUACGUUAAAAGCUUCUGAAAGUAAAUAUACCAAAGUUGCAAGUAUUAGCUUUGAUGCAUCAAAAGCAAAAAAGGCAUCACAGUCUUCUGGGAAAAUAACUGUUAAAGCAAAAGAGAAGAGCUACUCCAAACUUGAAAUACCGUAUCAAGCAGAAGUGUUGGAUGGAUAUUUAGGAUUUGAUCAUGCUGCCACACUGUUUCACAUCCGUGACAGUGCUGCUGAUUCUGUGGAAAGACUGAUCUAUCUAACAAACACAUUCAGUUUUGCAGUCCUUAUACAUGAUGUUGUGCUACCAGAAGAAGCAAAACCAAUGUUUAAAGUCCAGAACUUCAGUAAACCAGUCUUAAUUCCGCCUAAUGAAUCCAGAUAUAUUUUUACACUUCAUUUUAUGCCUUCCACAUCAUCUGUUCAUAUAGAUAAUAAUAUUUUACUUAUCACCAAUGCUUCUAAAUUUCACCUACCUGUCAGAGCAUACACAGGAUUUUUAGAUUACUUUGUACUGCCUCCAAAAACUGAGGAACGGUUUAUAGAUUUUGGCAUAUUGAGUGCAACAGAAGCUACCAGCAUUUUAUUUGCAGUCAUCAACAGCAAUCCAAUAGAGCUGGCUAUAAAAAGUUGGCAUAUUAUAGGGGAUGGUUUGGCCAUAGAACUUCUAACCACUGAAAAGGGAAACAGAACAACAAUAAUUGCAAACCACCAUGAGCUACAGAAUGCUAGUGCAUCCGAUCAGUCUUCAGUGAUACUAGCAUCGGGUUAUUAUGCUGUGUUUAGAGUAAAACUAAUAGCAAAAGAACUUGAAGGAAUUCAUGAUGGAGCUGUACAAAUCACGACAGAUUAUGAGAUUUUAACCAUACCAGUGAAGGCAGUGAUUGCUGUAGGCUCGCUGACCUGCUCCCCAAGACAUGUUUUUCUUCCCCCUUCUUUUCCGGGGAAAGUGGUUCACCAGAGCCUGAACAUUAUGAACUCCUUUUCUCAGAAAGUGAAAAUACAACACAUCCGCUCCCUGACAGAAGAUGUAAGGUUUUAUUAUAAGAGGCUAAGAAGUAAUAAAGAAGAUUUAGAGCCAGGAAAAAAGUCAAAGAUUGCAAAUAUUUAUUUUGAUCCUGGUUUACAAUGUGGAGAUCAUUGUUAUGUAGGAUUGCCAUUUCUAUCUAAAUCGGAAUCUAAAGCUCAGCACAGCAUAGCAAUGCAAGAAGAUGCAUGGGAUUCUGACUGGGAUUUGCAUGAGAAUUUAUUCAAAGAAUGGACAGAAAUUAAAGAGAACUCAAGCCACAGACUGAAUGCUGUAUUUGAAGUAGACACAGACCUCCAGAAGGAUGUCCGGCUGAAAAUUACAGCAGAAAUGGCCUGGCCAUCCAUACUUAGUUCACCACGCCAUCUAAUCUUCCCUCUUACCAACACAAACAGUUCAUCAGAAGAAGAAAUUUUUCUAGAGAAUCCAGCUGAUGUUCCUGUGCAUGUUCAGUUCCUUCCUAUAGCUCUGUAUUCUAACCCAUCCACUUUUGUUGAUAAGAUGUUGCAACGGUUUAAUUUAAGUAAGCCAGCUAAUUUCAAUCUGAGGACUCUAGAGUUCCAGGUCUUCAGAAACUGUGUACAGCCACUACAGAGCACUGCAGGACUUACAAAGGGAAUGGCUCGUCAUUCAGUUUUAAGCCUAAUACUAAAACCUGGUGAGAGAAAGUCUGUCAAAGUGAAGUUCACUCCAGUUCUUAAUAAAACUGUUUCAUCAUUAAUUGUUAUCAGAAAUAAUUUGACUGUAAUAGAUGCCAUAAUGGUACAAGGACAAGGAACGACUGAGAGCUUGAAGGUUGCAGGCAAACCUCCUGGUCCAGGAAGUUCUUUACGCUUUAAAAUCACAGAAGCAUUAUUAAAAGACUGUUCAGAGA
Molecule: messenger RNA, 2822 nt
Organism: Nestor notabilis (Kea)
Lineage: Eukaryota; Metazoa; Chordata; Aves; Psittaciformes; Psittacidae
Product: transmembrane protein 131-like
Exons: 26
Cellular component (GO): membrane
Source: RefSeq, a predicted model, not a curated record